CUCAGUCCGCGCAGUAACAAAUGGAAGUGCGCGCUGCGACACCUCCCAGCCCACCGGGGUCCGCCGCCAUUUCCUCGCCUGGCCUAACGGUUUGGCCAAUCGCAGCGCGCAUCAAGAAGGACUAGCGCUCCGCCAAUCGGAGGCCGCCGGCUUCGACCCCUUGCCUCUGCCCGGCCCAAUCCAGGCCGCGGCCCCGUCGCCCCCAACCCGCCCCCGCGGCACUCUCUCUCCUCCCUCUUUGUGCGUCUCGCGCCGCCGCCGCCCGCCGCGUGAGAGGACGGGCUCCGCGCGCUCCUCGGCAGCGUAGUCGGGUCCCCUCCCCCCCGGAAGGUUCGCGAAGGAGAAGCCGCCGCCGAGGAAGAGCCGCCGCCGGUGCCGGUCCCCGGGGGCGCCAUGGCGACCGGAGCGAACGCCACGCCGCUGGGUAAGCUGGGGCCCGCCGGCCUCCCCCCGCUUCCCGGGCCCAAAGGGGGCUUCGAUCCGGGGCCUCCGCCCGCGCCUGGGGCGGGGCUGCUGGCGCCCGGGCCGCCGCCGCCCCCGGGCUCGAUGGGAGCCCUGACCGCGGCCUUCCCCUUCGCGGCGCUACCGCCGCCGCCGCCGCCGCCGCCCCCCCCGCCUCCCCAGCAGCCGCCGCCGCCGCCACCGCCGCCGUCCCCUGGCGCCUCGUACCCGCCGCCGCAGCCGCCCCCCGCGCCGUCGCUCUACCAGCGCGUGUCGCCGCCGCAGCCGCCGCGUCAGGACCAGCAGCCGGGCCCGGCCGGCGGCGGAGGAGACUUCCCAAGUAAGAAGCGGAAACGGAGCAGAUGGAAUCAAGAUACAAUGGAACAGAAGACAGUGAUUCCAGGAAUGCCUACUGUUAUUCCCCCUGGACUUACUCGGGAACAAGAAAGAGCUUACAUAGUGCAACUGCAGAUAGAAGACCUGACUCGUAAACUGCGCACAGGAGACCUGGGCAUCCCCCCUAACCCUGAGGACAGGUCCCCUUCCCCUGAGCCCAUCUACAAUAGUGAGGGGAAGCGACUUAACACCAGAGAGUUCCGUACCCGCAAAAAGCUGGAAGAGGAGCGGCACAACCUCAUCACAGAGAUGGUUGCCCUCAACCCUGAUUUCAAGCCACCUGCAGAUUAUAAACCUCCAGCAACACGUGUGAGUGAUAAAGUAAUGAUCCCUCAAGAUGAGUAUCCAGAAAUCAACUUUGUUGGGCUACUAAUUGGGCCCAGAGGGAACACCCUGAAGAAUAUUGAGAAGGAGUGUAACGCCAAGAUCAUGAUCCGGGGGAAAGGGUCUGUGAAAGAAGGGAAGGUUGGACGCAAAGAUGGCCAGAUGUUGCCAGGGGAAGAUGAGCCACUUCAUGCCCUAGUCACUGCCAAUACAAUGGAGAAUGUUAAAAAGGCAGUAGAACAGAUCAGAAACAUCCUGAAGCAAGGUAUUGAGACCCCAGAGGACCAGAAUGAUCUACGGAAGAUGCAGCUUCGAGAAUUGGCUCGCUUGAAUGGUACCCUUCGGGAAGAUGAUAACAGAAUCUUAAGACCCUGGCAGAGCUCAGAGACCCGCAGCAUUACCAAUACUACAGUGUGUACUAAGUGUGGAGGAGCUGGCCACAUUGCUUCAGAUUGCAAGUUUCAAAGGCCUGGUGACCCCCAGUCAGCUCAGGAUAAAGCACGGAUGGAUAAAGAAUAUUUGUCCUUGAUGGCUGAACUUGGGGAAGCUCCUGUCCCAGCAUCUGUGGGCUCCACCUCUGGGCCUGCGACCACACCCUUGGCUAGUGCACCUCGGCCUGCUGCUCCUGCCAACAACCCGCCUCCACCGUCUCUCAUGUCCACCACCCAGAGCCGCCCACCCUGGAUGAAUUCUGGCCCUUCAGAGAGUCGGCCUUAUCAUGGCAUGCAUGGAGGUGGUCCUGGCGGGCCUGGAGGUGGCCCCCACAGCUUCCCACACCCAUUACCCAGCCUGACAGGUGGGCAUGGUGGACAUCCCAUGCAGCACAACCCAAAUGGACCCCCACCCCCUUGGAUGCAGCCACCGCCACCACCGAUGAACCAGGGCCCCCACCCACCUGGGCACCAUGGCCCUCCUCCAAUGGAUCAGUACCUGGGAAGUACGCCUGUGGGCUCUGGGGUCUAUCGCCUGCAUCAAGGAAAAGGUAUGAUGCCGCCGCCGCCUAUGGGCAUGAUGCCGCCACCGCCGCCGCCUCCCAGUGGGCAGCCCCCGCCCCCUCCCUCUGGUCCUCUUCCCCCAUGGCAGCAGCAGCAGCAGCAGCCUCCGCCACCCCCUCCGCCCAGCAGCAGUAUGGCUUCCAGUACCCCCUUGCCAUGGCAGCAAAAUACGACGACUACCACCACGAGCGCUGGCACAGGGUCCAUCCCGCCAUGGCAACAGCAGCAGGCGGCUGCCGCAGCUUCUCCAGGAGCCCCUCAGAUGCAAGGCAACCCCACUAUGGUGCCCCUGCCCCCCGGGGUCCAGCCGCCUCUGCCGCCCGGGGCCCCUCCCCCUCCGCCGCCUCCGCCACCUGGUUCCGCCGGCAUGAUGUAUGCCCCGCCCCCUCCUCCUCCGCCUCCCAUGGACCCUUCUAACUUUGUCACCAUGAUGGGCAUGGGGGUGGCGGGCAUGCCACCCUUCGGGAUGCCUCCAGCUCCCCCACCGCCUCCACCACAGAACUAGACUCGUUUUUUAAGAAAAUAUAUAUUAUAUAUAGAGAGAAUUGGUCUCGUUUAAACACACGCCGAACCUCACCAUAUGGAGCCAGACAUUGGGACGCACGCAUGUGAUUGUGUGUGCACGCAUGUGUGUGUGUGCACGCACCGGGCUGGGCCAAGCGACUGAGAAAUCGCUUGGGAACGGGCAGGAUAUAGUAGGGGCGCCAGCUUGGGCUCUCCUGGCGCCCCGUAGCAUCGAGUGUCUUCUUUGUCUUCUUUCUCUCCUCACCCAACUCCCUUUGCCUCUCCCCAAACCGGGCCGCCAGGAUCCCUCCCCGCAGCGGCGAUGGCCCGAGCCAUGAGAGUGAGGACUUUCCGCGCCCAUUGGUGACCCUUCCAGGCAGACAGCCUCAGCAGCGCCCCUGGUGGACAGGAUGGUUCGGCAAAGCAGCCUGAGUUAUUUUUGUGGACGGAAUCGGAACACGCUGGCUCCAUAUCGUGAAAUUUUUAUUAAUUUUUUUCUUUUUCUUUUGUUAUUUCCUUAUCUCUUCCUUUCUUCAGACUCCGUCCAAGGAGAUGCUCUCCCCGGUCUUCUGCUGCAAUUAGAAUCCUUCCCUUCUCUCCAUUCCUCCUUCUCCCCUUGCCAAGGAGAGGGGAGCAAAUGGUUUUAGGCACAGGCUUUGACUAUUAAUGUUAGGCUGGGGGGUGGUGUCCUUUGGUUCUAAGUGUUUCAAGGGUCCAUAGCCACCCCUAAAGACGUUUGUCUUAAAUUUUUGAGUAGCAGUUUAUCUCUGCCACCUUGUCAAAGAGACUUGUGAAGUUGCCAAGGGUGGCUUUUCAUAACCAUCCUGCACUCCUGCCAGCAGUAGGGACACAGCUGAAGCCACCUUGGGCUGGCCUGCCAGCCCAGAGUCCUUUCCACGCUCCCCGACCACCUAAGCUGCCACAGAAUCCAUUUGUUCCUCUCCUUCCUGGAAGCCUUCCUCUUUUAUUUUAGUCCCGAAUGUCUGAAUGUUUUGCAGUGUCUAGGGGUUUGAGCCCCUCGUUCUUUGUUCUGCUUCUCUCCCCGCCCCUUCCCUCUUCAUGGAGUGAUUAUGUUGACAGUAAUGUGUAACGCGCGUUCUCUUCACUGGUUUAUCUACAGAAAUUUCUCUGGGCUUUUUUUUCGGUGUUUGAUUCAACACUGCACUAAAGGGGGGUGUUCCGUUGAAUAAAAGAGCAGUGUGGUUUUCUG
Messenger RNA from Marmota flaviventris (yellow-bellied marmot), 3870 nucleotides. RefSeq names its product splicing factor 1 (gene Sf1). The record is from RefSeq and is a predicted model, not a curated record. Lineage: Eukaryota; Metazoa; Chordata; Mammalia; Rodentia; Sciuridae. Gene Ontology annotation, biological process: regulation of mRNA splicing, via spliceosome. Gene Ontology annotation, molecular function: mRNA binding; zinc ion binding. Gene Ontology annotation, cellular component: nucleus.